Tachysurus vachellii is the source of this 2556-nucleotide messenger RNA. RefSeq names its product zinc finger protein 16-like. NCBI's taxonomy places the organism in Eukaryota, Metazoa, Chordata, Actinopteri, Siluriformes, Bagridae. Gene Ontology annotation, biological process: regulation of transcription by RNA polymerase II. The record is from RefSeq and is a predicted model, not a curated record. Gene Ontology annotation, molecular function: DNA-binding transcription factor activity; RNA polymerase II cis-regulatory region sequence-specific DNA binding. The transcript is spliced from 3 exons. The coding region runs from base 190 to 1665 and encodes 491 amino acids.
GUCUGACUGACUUCACACUAUUUACACUGACGGGAUGAGUGUUGUCUAGCUGUCCGUGGCUUUUCAUCCCGGAACAAGGCGUCAGAGGCACUAAGGGAAGUUUAUCGAGGCCACAGUGUUGAGACGCAGCGUGUCGGACAAACUGUAGCGUGUUCCUGUAGCUGGAGAAGGCUGUGUGUGGACCGGACGAUGCAGACGCGUCGCUGCUUGUCGGCGCUGGCGGUUAGCGGCGAGGUGUCGCUUUCUUUCCAGGACGAGCUCGCUGCCACCAUUCAUAGAGCCUUCGAGGUGGCAGUGGAGAUCGCGGUGGUGGAGGUCAGUAAGUUAGUGAGCCAGGCACUGGGCGAUGUGCGGGAUCAGAUGCAGGAGACAUUGAGGGAAAACACGUUCCUCAAAACGCGCCUGCAGUCCGCUGAGCUCGAGCUGGACACCGUGAGGAAAGGCAGAAAGAGCAAAAGCGAUGAUGAUCAGCCUCAAAGCGCCUCCUGUCCCCAGACCAAGUGUGAGAGCAGAUCCACGCUGAAAGCGACCAACAGUCCGACAGCUCAGGAGGCUGAGAAGAUGUGCAGGUAUGACAGCGGCUCUGAGCGACAGGACGAGUCUUUCUGUGAAAUCCGCGAGGAUGGAAGUGUUCGCUCACGUGACUUGGGCUCAGCAUCCUCAUCAGUGCAGUGCUGUGAUCAGAAGUCAGAUCCAACACAUGAAUCUCUUAUAGCAGAGAAUCAACAGAUGGCCCAACACAGCCAAGAUAUACACAGUGAUCAGAAUCCACCAUCUGUUGAGCAGCCAGUCUGCAAGAAAGAGGAGAACCUAGAACCACAGCUGGGUGAUGUUUCUGGUGAAGAUGAUGGGAACAAUGAGAGUCAUCCGGACGAAGAUGACGACGAUGAUGACGACGAAGAUGACGAUGACGAUGACAUUAGACCAAGCUGUAGCUUUAACUCGGAGCAUGAUGAAGAGUUUGAGCCAGACAGACUUUCUCUGGUUCAGUCUAAACUGUUGGAGGACUGGAGACCUGACCCAGAGGCACCACAGAGCAAUCAGAAAGAGAAUGUAAAUGCUGGACCCAGCCGUAGUCUUGAUGCUCCAGGCAUGAUCUCCGCCCCUGUCGGUGGUAAUCCCGGCUUUUCGGCCUCCUUCGAUGCUCUCUACCAAUCAGUAGCCAGAACUCACCUUGUCCAUACUGCUCCUCCAAACGACGAUGUCCAGAUGAGGACAAACGUCCCAACCAGGGUUCACCAGUGCAAAAUCUGCGGCCACUCGUUUAGUCGUGCAAGUGAUCUUCGCAGACAUCAUAGUCACCGGCACAGAGUGAGGGCAGCUAACCCGGGUAAAACAGGAAGUGCGGGGAGACCCGUCAAACAGCAGCUGUUUCCUCCAGGCUGUAGCCCAUAUCACUGCAACGAAUGUGGCCGGGACUUCAACCGCAUGGAAAACUUAAAGACGCACUUGCGCAUACACACCGGAGAACGUCCGUACUCAUGUUCUGUAUGCGGGGUGCGGUUCCGGCACUCAGGGGCACUCACACGCCACUUCCGUAUCCACACGGGUGAAAAGCCGUACGUUUGCGGGCAGUGCGGGAAACGUUUCCGGAACUGCGGCGGCCUGCGCUUCCACCAGAAAUCCCACACUACAGAUAGACACAUGGUUUUGAAUUGUGUUUGAAGAAGCUGGAUUGUGUUUGGUGUGAUUUGUAUAGUUGUAAGAUUUAGGGCUGGCCAGUAUGACCUCAAAAUCAGCAUCUUAAUCAUUUUCAACCAUUACCUCGAUGACUAUAUAAAAAAACAGGAUUUUUUUAAAAAAACACGUUCAAAAUGUCAGUUUUUUUUUUUUAAGUAGGUCAUCUUACAUUAAAGAUUCACAGAAAGGUGUUGAAGUAUUAAAACUGCAAAAUUGUGAGGGCUUUUUGUGAAGAGUUCAAACAAGGAUUUGUUCUGUUUUAGCUGUGGGAUCUGUAGGGUGUAAUGGCGUUUGUGUGAAGUCUAUUCAUAUCGAGAGCGUUAACAAAUGCGUGGUAGAAACGGCUGUGUCAUAUUGUACAACAUGUAUGUGUUUUAAAUGAAUGAGUCACUCUUGUUCGCUUUGCUGGCUGAAUUGUUGUUCUUCAAACAGUUUACAUCGGACACUUUGUCCUCUAGUAUGUAUUUAAACCCAAAUCGCUAACAUUGCAGUGUUUAGUGAUUAUAUGACUGUUCAUGUUUGAAGGCUGGAUUUUACUGGGUUUUGUAGGUAUGCUUCAAAAAAAAAAAAAAAAACAUGAGGUAAAACCCAGUAACUUAAUGUUUUUGAGACAAAAGACCAGUUUAUGUUCAUGCCUUAUGUAAAACUGUAUGUACUCAUACCAACAAAUAGUUGGUAUGUUUGGAAAAUGUGCAUAUAAUUUGAUAGAAAUCUCCAGGAAUUGUUUUAAUUUUCUCUUUUAAGCAUACACAUUUAUAAGCUUUUACUUUGCUCCCCUGCCAUAGUAUAUUUUUUUUUCUGAUUUUUCUUUUCUUCUUUUUUACAUAAGGAGCCUGGGUGCACUAUAGUUGACGACAAUAAAAUGUGCAAACAGGG